UUAAAAUAGGUGAGAACGCAACACAUUAAAUAAUAAAUAAAAUAACACAUUUUUUUCCCCACUACACAUGUACAUGUGUUAAUAUGUUUUCGGGCCUGACAUUAUAAAAUGUUACAGAUGCUACCAAGUUUGGAGAUGAUUGAUCUCGGUAGAUGCAAAGAUUUGAUAGAGUGUCCAAAUUUAACAGGUGCCACGAAUCUCAAAAAAAUAUCAUUUUAUGGCUGUGAAAACUUACAAGAUGUUCAUCCAUCUAUUUUCUCUCUCUCCAAGAUUGAAGACAUAUAUUUGGAUUAUUGCAAGAAGCUGAAAAGGCUUUACAGUGAUUAUUGUUCACCCUCUCUCAGUUACCUGUGGACUAUUGGUUGCUCGAAUUUGGAAGAGUUCUCAAUCCCAAUGAUAGGGGAUCAUUCUAAAAGCUUAUAUUUAUCGUCCUCAGCUUUGAGUGAAGAGUCAUCUACUAUUAUGCAUCUCAAAAAUCUUACCACGUUCGGUAUUAACAUCAGUUACUCUAUUGAAAAACUUCCUCAAAACUUUGCGCGCACAAUUGCACUGAUGGAUCCAAUAAAACAUGAAGAUGACACAUGCAUUAUUUUAAGUAGAAUAUUGCCCACCCCUGUCUUCUUGUCUCUCAAGCGAUUAUCUUUCGAGCAUUGUAAGAGUUUGUCUAAACUCCCAGACAACAUUCAUGUCUUACAAUCAUUACAGGAAUUAUCAUUGGAGAGUUGUCAUGCCAUUACAAGUUUGCCAGAAAGCAUUAAGAAUCUUCAAAAGCUCAUACAACUCUUCAUCGAUGAUUGUAAAAUGCUUCAAUAUGUACCUCCACUUCCCCCAUCUAUUAUAUACUUUGCUGCAAGAAAUUGCAAAUCUUUGAAGACAAUCUCAAGUUUAACAAGUGAACCACCCAAAACACACUGGGCAUCCUUUAAAUUCUAUAACUGCACAAAGUUGGAUGAUGAUGCAUAUGAAGCAGUUUUGAAAGACUUGAAAUCCAGGAUAGAACUUGCGGCAAGUAAUGAAUGUUCGAAUAUAUCCUUCUACUAUUUACCAAGUAAAGAGAGCAUACUUAAUGAUUGGUUCCCUCACUACUACUCUACAGAAACUUCAAUCACUGUGGAAGUUCCUCCAGAUCACAAGAUUUCUUCUUGUCUUGUUGUCUGCAUGUUGUUUUCUCAAUUCCAAUCUCGCGACUUUAGCAACAAACAUUUGACAUUCAGGUGUGAAUGCUACUUAGAAAAGGGUUGCAACGAAUGGGAAUGGAUAGCAACUUCUGGCAAAACAGUACACUUGACCGAUCAUACGUUCUCUGUGAAUCAAUUUGAAAUGAUAUCAGAUCAUAUGAUAUUAUGGUAUGAUGGAGAGUAUUCGAACAAGAUAAUGGAAGCAAUCAAAGAGAGAAAGAGAGGCACCACUUGCAAUCCUAUCCUUAAAUUUGAGUUCUAUGCUCAUCAACCAGAGGAUAAUGAAGAAGUAGUGAUAAAGGGGUGUGGGAUCCGUUGGAUGCAUGUCAAUGAUGAAGAAGAGAUUAAUCCAGAUGUCAUUGAUGAAGGAGAGAUUAUUCCUGAUGUCAUUAUUGAUGAGGGCCAUGAAUAUGAUCACUUGGAGUUGGAGGACCUUCAGAGAACUGGAAAAAGAGUGGAUGUACAUUGUUGUGCAUUGGAUAUUGUCAAUUGGUUCAAAAGAUUGUUGUGGUGGAGAACAGAGACUAAAGAAGAGAUAUAAUGAAGAUUACUCCAAGUCUCCAAAAAUAGUGUAAUAUUUUCCUAUUAAAUUGAGGUACAGUGACUCGUUCUUUUGGAGAUUAUGUGUUGUGGAAUAUUAUUUUUAUUAGUCUGUAUUUUCUUCCUUGUUUCUUUUUAACCGAGUUGAUAUCGUUUUGUAACUUCUAAAAAAACAAAAAAUUAAAGAGAGGAAAUGAGAAAGAAAGUAUAGAAGUGGGAUGCAAAAUGCAAUUUCAGGUGUCUCCACUCA
Molecule: messenger RNA, 1968 nt
Organism: Arachis ipaensis
Lineage: Eukaryota; Viridiplantae; Streptophyta; Magnoliopsida; Fabales; Fabaceae
Source: RefSeq, a predicted model, not a curated record